AUGGCGGAACGAAAGAAAUACCUCAAUGAAGAGGACUUCAGAGCAGGUCUUGUCGCUCUGGACAAGGAGAUGGGACAAAACCCCUGGCUGGUAGCAUUCGCGCCUAUCAGAAUUGUCACUGCUGGCGGUUUCCUUGCCGUCUCCUAUCUCAGGAACCGCGAGGCCACUGGGGAUAUUGACUACCUGAUCGACCCUGAAUUUGUUGGAGAUGGCGAUAUCAACAAGGCCCUUCAUGCGGCAAUCGAGUCCGUCGGCAACCGAUUGAAAUUCAACUAUGAAUGGUUCAACGACGACAUCUCCAUUUUUGUUACCAAGCGCGCCAGGGAAAAUGUGUUCGAGCGGGCCGAUAAGCAGGGCAUUACACUUUUCAAAGGCGAGUAUCUCGAAGUGCUUGCUGCUCCAAUCGAGUGGGCCCUCGAACGAAAACUAAGGCGCAUUUAUGCCGGUGAUCGGGAUCGCAAGGCCGAAACAGAUAUGGCAGACGCAGUCGCUCUUUUGAAGAAGCUGAAGGAACGAACCAACGAGCCUCUGGAUUUGGAAUCGAUCCGAACGAUGAACACAAACGGGUUCGACGUCUGUCCAGAUCAUGACACAAUGCAUCGUGUCGCCAAUGUAUAUCGUGAUGAAUACAAGGAAGAGCCCUUCAAAUAG
This is a messenger RNA of Aspergillus versicolor CBS 583.65, 651 nucleotides long. RefSeq lists its product as uncharacterized. The transcript is spliced from 2 exons. Bases 1 to 651 code for a protein of 216 amino acids. Lineage: Eukaryota; Fungi; Ascomycota; Eurotiomycetes; Eurotiales; Aspergillaceae. The record is from RefSeq and is a predicted model, not a curated record.